Apaloderma vittatum (bar-tailed trogon) is the source of this 1013-nucleotide messenger RNA. Its product is annotated as carbonic anhydrase 9-like. Lineage: Eukaryota; Metazoa; Chordata; Aves; Trogoniformes; Trogonidae. The record is from RefSeq and is a predicted model, not a curated record. The annotation marks the transcript as partial. Gene Ontology annotation, cellular component: plasma membrane. Gene Ontology annotation, molecular function: carbonate dehydratase activity; zinc ion binding. The transcript has 11 exons.
GUCCUGGCCACAGUCACUGGAGCUAUGAAGACCUGCAGCACUGGGGCGUGGGCCACCCGGACUGUAAGAGAACCAUGCAGUCACCCAUCAACAUUGACACAUCCAAGACCAUCUUCAGCCCACAGCUGCGGCCAAUCCAGCUCUCUGGCUACAGCCUGCCUGCCAACGAGAAGCUCAAGCUGAGGAACAACGGGCACACAGUUGUCCUCGAGCUGCCCAAGUCACUGGCCAUCACAGGUGGCUAUGCCCAGCAGUACCAAGCUGUCCAGCUGCACCUGCACUGGGGCUCCCCACGGGGACCUGGUUCAGAGCACACUGUCAACGGGCACCGCUUUGCUGCGGAGAUCCAUGUAGUCCACUACAACACCAAGUAUGAAAGCUUUCAGCAGGCAAUGGUCAACCCAGAUGGGCUGGCUGUACUGGGAGCAUUCCUGGAGGUUGGGCCGAGGGAGAACCUAUACUAUCAGGAAAUACUUGAGCAUCUGCAAGACAUCCAAAGAGAAGGCGAGGAAGUCCUCGUGUCCGGAUUCAACAUUGCAGGUCUGCUGCCUGAAAACCUAAAACUCUACUUCCACUACAAUGGCUCUCUGACCACCCCUCCCUGCUAUGAGUCGGUGAAGUGGACCGUCUUCAACCAGACCAUGCUGCUCUCUCAUAACCAGAUGUCAAUGCUGGAGAUGAGCCUGAGAAACGACGACAACAAAGCUCUGCAGAACAAUUACCGACCGGUGCAGAACCUGAACGGGCGACAAGUGCUGGCAAGUUUCCAGACCACCCUCCUUUUAACAAAGCAACUGCCUGCUGGUAAUGAUAACUCAGCAGAAGAAGGACACUCCAGCUCUUCAUUUCAUGCGGGUGAUGUGCUGGCUGUGCUCUUUGGGGUGCUCUUUGCUGUCACAGCGCUGGCCUUCCUGCUGUACAUCUACAAGCACCGCAGCCAGAAUGCACGACUGGACUCACCAACUAAAUUGAAGGUCAUCUACACAGCAGCCACGACCGAAAACACCGUCUGA